This is a messenger RNA of Funneliformis caledonium, 930 nucleotides long. The record is from the annotation of a GenBank genome assembly. Lineage: Eukaryota; Fungi; Glomeromycota; Glomeromycetes; Glomerales; Glomeraceae.
AUGCCUCACCAUACAUUCAAACCAUUUUUUGAAUGCCCCGAAUCAAUUUCUAAUACAACGAAUUGGCACCCAACCACACUUACCUUCACUCCUCCACCAAUUCAACUUCCUUUUCCUCCCCCGAUCACUGCUCAAGACAUUGUCCUCAAGCGUCCUUCUUCUAAAAUUUGUUCAAAGAGUCCUAAUGCCUUUUUUAUCUAUCGUAAAGCGUAUUUUGAUCAACUCGCUCCUUUGAAUCAAAGGUUCAAAAUGACGGAUGUUUCAAAGUUAGUUAGUUUGUAUUGGAAAAAUGAACGAAGUGAGGUCAAAGAUGCUUAUAAAAAAAUUGCACAGGAGGUCGAGUGGGAAUUAAAUGAAAGGAGAAAAAGAGAUUUGGUCUACCCGGAUAUCAAUCCGAAUCUUAAAAUGGCUCGGAGAAGAAGCAAAAAUAGCCCGAAUAAUAAUAAUGUUUCAAAAAAAAAGUGUGGAAAGGUGAUAACAACAGAUAAUCAAAAUGGAAGUGCAAUAUUCGAAAGAGAUGGAUCCGAGAUGAUAAACCAACCAGGUGGCACAUGUUUUGAACUCACUUUUGGUUCAGACAUGCAACCUUUAAUUCACUCCUAUACCGUAGACUUUGAGAAUUAUUUGGUGUCGAAUUGCACUCUUGAUGAUGUCGUCUCUUCAUCAUCUGAUGAGCCUCUUGUUAACGAGAAACGUAAUGAUAAAGAUCACUUUAUGGCUUCAGAAACGAUCUUGGAUCAGAACGAUGUUGAUUAUUAUGUACAAAAUAAUUCCAACCUGUUUUUAGAUGAUAAUGAUAACGUUCUCGAUCCGCUACCCGCACAAUCUCAAAAUGAUAAGCCUAUUGUCCCUGUUGAAAAUGUCGCAUUUGAUGAGUUCUGCUUUGAUGAGAAUACCAAUUUAAAUUGGUAUUUGCAGAGCUUUGUUUAA